This is a messenger RNA of Kluyveromyces marxianus DMKU3-1042, 1110 nucleotides long. RefSeq names its product Rbg2p (gene RBG2). The coding region runs from base 1 to 1110 and encodes 369 amino acids. Gene Ontology annotation, biological process: cytoplasmic translation. Gene Ontology annotation, cellular component: cytoplasm. Lineage: Eukaryota; Fungi; Ascomycota; Saccharomycetes; Saccharomycetales; Saccharomycetaceae. The record is from RefSeq and is a predicted model, not a curated record. The transcript has a single exon. Gene Ontology annotation, molecular function: GTPase activity; GTP binding.
AUGGGUGUUAUAGAUAAAAUCAAGGCCAUCGAGGAGGAGAUGGCGCGUACGCAGAAGAAUAAAGCCACCGAACAUCAUUUAGGUUUAUUGAAAGGUAAGCUAGCUAGAUAUAGACAGCAGCUUUUGGCUGAUGAGGCUGGCAGUGGUGGUUCUGGUGGUGGUUCUGGGUUUGAAGUUGCGAAAUCCGGUGAUGCUCGUGUGGUGUUAAUUGGGUACCCUUCUGUUGGUAAAUCUUCUUUGUUAGGUAAGAUAACAUCCACUAAAUCUGAGAUUGCUCACUACGCAUUUACAACCUUGACUUCAGUUCCGGGUGUACUUAAGUAUCAGGGUGCAGAGAUUCAAAUUGUGGAUUUGCCAGGUAUUAUUUAUGGUGCUUCCCAAGGUAAAGGUCGUGGUAGACAAGUGGUUGCUACAGCUAGAACUGCAGAUUUGAUUCUAAUGGUCUUAGAUGCUACCAAGGGUGCUCAUCAAAGAGAGUCCUUGGAGAAGGAAUUGGAGGCUGUUGGGAUUCGUCUAAACAAAGAAAAACCAAAUAUUUACUUCAAGAAGAAAGAAACUGGAGGUAUCAAGAUAACAUUCACAGCACCUUCUAAAUCUAACUUGACAGAAGAUGCCAUAAAACUAAUUUUGAGGGACUACAGAAUUCAUAACGCGGACGUUCUUGUACGUGAUGAUCAAUGCACUAUCGACGACUUCAUUGAUACUUUGAAUGAACAACACAGAAAUUACAUCAAGUGUUUAUACGUAUACAACAAGAUUGAUGCGGUGUCACUAGAAGAAGUCGACAGACUAGCAAGAGAACCAAAUACUGUUGUGAUGUCUUGUGAAAUGGAUUUGGGUUUGACCGAUGUCGUGGAUGAAAUUUGGUACCAAUUGAACUUAAACCGUGUAUAUACAAAGAAGCGUGGUAUCAAACCAGACUUCUCAGAUCCUUUAGUGGUAAGGAAUAACAGUACGGUGGGAGACCUUUGCCAUAGUAUACACAGAGACUUCAAGGAUAAGUUCAAGUAUGCUUUGGUAUGGGGUUCAUCCGCUAAACAUUCGCCUCAAAAGUGUGGGUUAAACCAUAAGAUUCACGACGAGGACGUGGUGAGUUUAUUCACCAAGUAA